Messenger RNA from Mixia osmundae IAM 14324, 1035 nucleotides. RefSeq lists its product as uncharacterized. The record is from RefSeq and is a predicted model, not a curated record. Gene Ontology annotation, molecular function: adenosine kinase activity. Gene Ontology annotation, biological process: purine ribonucleoside salvage. NCBI's taxonomy places the organism in Eukaryota, Fungi, Basidiomycota, Mixiomycetes, Mixiales, Mixiaceae. Gene Ontology annotation, cellular component: nucleus; cytosol. The coding region runs from base 1 to 1035 and encodes 344 amino acids. The transcript is spliced from 8 exons.
AUGGCUUCCUACUCCUUCGUAGCAAUGGGCAACCCGUUGCUCGACAUCCAAGUGCGCAAUGGUGAAGCGCUGCUCCAGAAAUAUGAACUCAAAGCGAACGAUGCUAUCCUCGUCGAGGGCAAGCAAAAGGAGAUCUAUGACGACAUCAAGACCAACUACGACGUCGUCUAUGUCGCCGGUGGUGCUGCACAGAAUGCUGCCAGAGCUGCACAGUAUGUCUUGCCCGACAAUUCGACCGCCUAUCUCGGUGCAGUAGGCGAAGACGAUCUUGCCGAUCAGCUGAGAGCGGCCAAUGAUAAGGAAGGCCUCAAGAGCUUCUACCAGGUCAUUCCAAAGGGUGGCGAGCCGACGGGAGCCUGCGCGGUGGUCAUCACUGGUCACAACAGAUCGCUAGCAACGCUGCUGGGCGCUGCUGAGAAGUUCACGCCAUCGCAUCUCGAAGAGUCCAACGUCAAGCAGCUGAUCGAGGGCGCCAAAUUUUUCUAUCUCGGUGGCUUCUUCCUCACCCAUGGCAUCGAGAGCGCUACAAAGCUUGCCAGCUAUGCCAGCGAGCAUAACAAGAUGUUUGCAAUGAACCUGUCAGCGCCUUUCAUUCCACAGUUCUUCAAGAGCCAAGUCGACACGAUGCUGCCGCUCGUCGAUGUUUUGUUCGGUAACGAGAGCGAAGCAGAGGCUUAUGCUGCCUCCCACGACUGGAAUACGAAAGACAUUGCAGAGAUUGCGAGCAAGCUCGCUGCACUGCCCAAGAAGAACACAGCCUCGCCCCGUCUGGUCGUCAUCACUCAAGGAGCGUCUUCGACCAUCGUCGCUACGCCCGAUGCAGAACCAAAGGUGUUCCCUGUCACCCCCAUGAAGGACGAAGAUAUCGUCGAUACCAACGGAGCGGGCGACGCCUUCGCAGGCGCUUUCUGUGGUGCUCUCUUGCAAGGGAAAGACAUCGACACGUGUGUUGACGUCGCGCAUCAGCUCGGUCAAAUCUGCGUGGCAUCCAGUGGGCCUACCUUCAAGUGGCCCAAAGUGCAGCUGAUCAAGUAG